AUGCUUUUAAAGGUGACUGCUGAAUUAUCAUCAGACAAAGUAGAACGACGAGUGACGAACUCGGAAACGUGCUGCCCGUGUCCAGACACAACGGCACGUGAUAGCGAACAUGGUGCGUCAGAAAUAUUCCACGUGUUCGAUGAUUGUCCUUGCAGAGCGCGUUCAGAUUCUGACGGUGCAGCAUCAAGUCUUUCACCAGCCGUAAACGCUCCACAGAGGCAUUCACAGCAAAAGUCAGCUGGACCCAAACCACUAUUAGACCCCGAAGUAGGACUUGCAUCUUCAGUAUUGGAAACUUUGAAAGAAGCUACGGAAGAAGGAUAUCAAGAAGCUCUAGCAAGAGACGCUGCGCGAAAUGCAAUACAAGGCGAUUUAAAUGAUUUGGUUGAUGCAUUAAAUACACACGAAGACCCUCUACCUGAAGCAUCAAACAGAUAUAGUAGUUCUGUACUAGCACCGUAUAGAGAGGAUGCACUAAGCGAUUUAGCAUUUCGAAAUAAUCUAGACCAUAUGUUGCAAAAAACACCGUUAGACCUCUUCGUAUCACCAAAAUCGUCUGAAUUCUUUUCAGAAAAAUCGGCCGAAAAUAUUGAUAAAAGCGAAACAACAAGGACAAAUGAAAAGUCAAUUGCGAGGAAUAUUUUAACGACCAGAGAUGGUGCACACGAAGAGAGCCGAAAUAGUUUAAAGGUUUCACAUAAUCCUGAAAACUGGGACUGUCAUCGAAAUAAAGCACCUACUCUCCGAAAUAGCUUAUUGCCCCAAGAAAAUUAUGAUGAUUUAAAACUAAAUCAAAAUAAUAAUGUAUCAUCACUAAAGAAUAUCAUGCAUACAUUAGACGACCUCAGAACAGCUAAAAGUACAACACAUGAAAAUUUGGUCAAGCCUGAUUCGAUAGUGUCACCAAGCAAUAACGAUAUAAAUUCCAGGCCUUUUACCAGAUCAAACAAUCCAAUAUCUAAAAACAUUGAAAUGAAUGAAUUACAAAGCAUGUCCAAUCAGUUACUUUUUAAAGAUAAAGGCGGCGAUUCUCAUUCUUUUAAAGCGAAUGAAUAUGAUACAACAGAUUCAGGCAAAUUAAAUAACCACCACGAAAUAAUAGCAAAGGACGAGCCAAACGCUGCCAAUAGCCCAUUAAGGGAAGUACAUAGAGACGAUGGAUUUAUUUCAAAUGAAUCAGAUAAAUGUGUAUUAUUUGAUGGGUUUGAUAAUUUUAAGACACCGAAUGACAGAAAUAGUGAAAUGAAAAUGUCCGCAAGUGAACCACUUAACACUAGAUCAAGAACUGUCACAGGUUUCAAAAAUAAUUACAACUCACCGGUAGCUAAAGGCAAACAACAUUUUAAAAAUUUCGAAGACGUAAAUUUGGACAUUUAUGACUAUCAGCCACUUUUAAAUGGCCAAGAUAAUACAAAAUCCGCAGAUACUUUAUUGCCCCAUUUAAAUAUAAAAUCUUAUAAAACAAAGUUACCUAUACCUAAAUCGUUAGACUUGAAACCUGUUAAACUUCAAAAAGCAGUCAGAAGAGGUAAUGACAUAUUGGGUGCAGUAUUAACACUCGACCCACAUAACAAACUAUUCGAUAAUAAAAUUAAAUCGACUGAUUAUAGAAGUGGACAUAACAUAUUUGGUAACCCAUUGUCAUCGUUGCCAAGUAUAAAUGACAUAAGAUCAUUUAUAGAGAACAAUGCUAAACAUAUAUUAAAACCAUCACGACUCUUCAACAGAGGCAACUCAAAUUAUAACUCACCUUUACCAUUUAAUAUUGGAGAUGCUGCUGAAAACAUCAGAUCCUAUACGGAGGACGCUGUGAAAAAUGUUCGAGAUUCUAUAGGAAAUACUUUCAAAAACCAAGACAGUACAAUUGGCAACGCACUAAAUUCAAAUGGCCUUAUAGAUACGAUGUCAAAAACAUCUUUCGAUUUAAAUGACAAACUGCAUCUUUGGCGUUCAAAUUUAAAUAAUAGACUGCAAAGUCUUCGACAAAAUGUAUUUGAUCAGUCCCGCUCACCUUCUCUACAACAACAUGAUAUCAGAUAUUAUCCAAAUACAAAAGACGUCCAAAGUUCGCGUAUGCAACCAAAAGUAUUAGGUUCACAAAACCUGUCAAAAACCCUGGCAAUGCCAAAUUUAAGAUCAUCAGACCGGCAACAGACAACAUCGUCUAGAAUCGCUAUGAAAAGUCCAACUAACACCAUAAAUACUAACAGUGAAGGUCUUGGAAGAGUGCCUUCAAUUUUGAACUCUAGACCUAGUAUAAUAGGACAAAAAAGCCAAGCAAAAGAGAAUAAGAUUUUCAGUUCCGAGAGAAAUUCGUUAUCACCACUUGUUCAUCAAAGAAUCAGUCCUGCUUUACCCACCCGUAGUGCACUUAGGAAUCAUUUAAAUAGAGAGCAGAAUACUCAGCCCAGUGAAGUUGUGUAUACAAGAAGUCCAGAUCCGAAGAAUUCAGCUAAAUCAAUAUCAAACAAGGAUGAAAAAUUCCCAAAUACACGUAAUAUCCUGGACAAAUCUACUUUGCCAAACAUAGUUGACAAUAAUUUCUUAUCCAAAGUUAAGGAGGCCAUUGGAAACAAACCAUGUGCUGUACGUAAAAUCGAUGGUCAAUCCGUGGUAUGUGUUUGCAAUGCGACUUACUGCGACGAAGUAAGACGAAUACCCCCAAAGCCAGGGACAUAUAUGCGCUAUGAAAGUAAUGAGGCAGGAGCACGAUUUGAAACUUCUGAUGGAGUUUUGCAGAACUUCACUUCAGCGUUGACUUUUGAAGUAAUGUUGGAAUUGGACCCAACUAAACAGUUCAAUAAAAUCAAAGGAUUUGGAGGUGCAGUUACAGACUCUGCUGCUAUCAAUUGGAAGAAAAUGUCACCAAAGCUACAGAAGAAAUUAAUAGAUUCAUAUUUUAGCAGGCGCGGUAUAGAGUAUAACUUUUUACGCGUUCCUAUCGGCGGCUGUGACUUUUCCACACGUAAAUACGCUUACAAUGAGCUACCUGAAAACGACAUUCGGCUUAGCAACUUCUCGUUGGUUGAAGAAGACUUGGAAUAUAAGAUACCAAUGAUCAAAGCAGCAUUUGCGGCUUCUGUGAAUCCAAUAAAUAUAAUAGCAUCACCGUGGUCCCCACCAGAGUGGAUGAAAGAGGCCUUCGGAAUAAACAAAUGUGGCCGUUUAAAGAAGGAAUACUAUCAGACUUACGCUGAUUAUAUUUAUAAAUUUAUUGAAGAAUACAACGACGAAGGUGUGCCCAUAUGGGGAUUGACUCCAGUUAACGAGCCAGCCAAUGGAAUUGCUCCAGAGACCAUCAUAAACUGCAUGACUUGGACUGUGGAUAACUUGGGAAAAUUUGUCAAAGAGCACCUGGGACCGACAAUUCGGUCAUCAAAUUUCAGUGAUGUGAAAAUUCUUGCAUGUGACGAUCAAAGGCCUUUUAUGCCGUAUUGGGUGAAUGGUAUGUUCAAUAUUCACCCAGAGACCCAAGAUUUCGUUGAUGGUCUGGCAGUUCAUUACUAUUUUGAUAAUAACUUCAACACUAUAAUUUUGGACGAGAUCAAUAAAUUGUAUCCAUCUAAAUUUAUUAUAAAUACUGAAGCGUCUGAAGGCAUUUCCGGAAAUAAGAAAAUUAUACUUGGAUCAUGGGAUCGAGCAGAACAUUACGUCAAAGAUAUAAUACAGGAUUUGAACUACAACUUGGUUGGCUGGUUAGAUUGGAACUUAUGUUUAGACAUGAAGGGUGGCCCAACAUGGUGCAACGAUGAACUAGACUCUGCUAUCCACAUAGAUGUCGAAAAGGAAGAAUUCAUCAAACAACCGAUUUUCUAUGCUCUGGGCCACUUCUCCAAAUUUAUACCACCAGGAUCAAGAAGAUUACAGAUUAAUUCAACUGGAAAUAAACACGUUUCGAACGUCGCUUUUGUGACACCACAGCAUACCGCAGUUGUUGUUCUAUAUAAUGAGGGUGACCCAGUUCUAGUAUCUAUUAAGCUACACGACAAACAGGCAGUUACUGUCUUGGAGAAACGAUCAGUAGUUACAAUUGAAAUAGCACCAGAAGAGUAA
Molecule: messenger RNA, 4053 nt
Organism: Leptosia nina
Lineage: Eukaryota; Metazoa; Arthropoda; Insecta; Lepidoptera; Pieridae
Source: the annotation of a GenBank genome assembly